GGGGCCCGGACAGCGCGCGCCCCGCCCAGCUUGCUGCCCGUGCUAUAUAUACGCGGAGCGGCGUUGCAAACUGGGCUGAGCAAAGGCGGUGGGGAUCGGAGUCGGAAGUGGGAGAGGCGAAGGGAGCCGUUGCCUGAGUAGACGGGGGGGGGUCGGAUUUUUUUGCAGGGGCCGCGUGUAAAUUGCACCAUCCCCUUCCUUCUUUUUUGCAAAUCUUCCCCUCUUUUGCAAGCCCGGGGACCGUGCGCGGGCUGAGUCCUUGCUGUUGGUUUUUGCAAGCGCCUCUCGUCGGCUCGCGCUGCGGGUGGAAGCUGUCGAGGUCCGGCGGUGCCCGCCUGCCUUUGCGCCAUGAAAGCGGUGAGUCCCGUCCGACACCCGAGCAAGAAGGCUGUGUCUGGAGGCUGCUGUUGCGGCGGGGGAGGAGACGGCGGCGUCGGCGAGCUGGCUCUGCGUUGCCUGGCCGAGCACGGCUGCUGCAAGGGCAGCGACCAGCCGGCGGCUCUGUGCCUCCAGUGCGACAUGAAUGACUGUUACAGCCGGCUCAGGAAGCUGGUGCCCACCAUCCCGCCCAACAAGCGGGUCAGCAAAGUGGAGAUCCUGCAGCACGUCAUCGACUACAUCCUCGACCUGCAGCUGGCCCUCGAGACGCACCCGGCGCUGCUCCGGCCCCAGCAGCCGCCCCCGCUGCACCCGGCUGGGGCUCCGAGGACCCCGCUCACGGCGCUCAACGCCGACCCGGCUGCUGCGGUUAAUAAGCAAGGGGACAGUAUUCUGUGCCGCUGAACUGCACUUUCAAGGUGUGCAGCAGGCAGAUCCUGAGCCAGAGAAGCAGAAAGAAAGACACAUUAGAAAGGGAGGGGGGAGAAAACGAAAGAAAUGUCAGCCACUGGGCAAAAGGAAAAUCAUUCGGCUUCUCCAGAAUUCUUUCCAUACUUCUUUUAGUGAGAGAGAAUUUUUCACGACUUUGCACGUUCAUAGCAUUUAACACAUGUGUCUUUUUUUUGUUUUGUUUGAAAUCAGAUGUGAAUUGUAUGCUUGUCUUGGAGGGAUGGGAUUUAAAUCUUCAACAAAAGUAAGGUUCUUCUGUUGGACAGAAGGACAAGUGGGGUGUUUUUUUUUAGAAGUUUAACUUUAAUGGGCUGAACAGCUGAAAAUCGAAGCUUUACUAAUCUACCAGAAGCAUUGUAGAUAACUUUUGGGUUUUGACAUCUAUUGUUUAAAAUAGAUGGUUUUAUUGUUUCCUUUGGGGACUUUCUGCUCCCUGCAGGAAUGUUACAUAUUGUAUAGAAUACAAACAAAAAAACAAAAAAGGUGACAUUUCAUAUGUAUAUAGAGAGGUUCUAUACAUGUAAGUGAGAAAAGUAUAUGCUUUAAUAGACUACUGUAAUUAUAAAAUAUUUUUAAUUAAAUAUUUUUUGUAAAUAUUAUAAAACUGUGUAUGGUUUUUUUUAAAAUAAAAUCCAUGGGAAUAUUUCCCUAGGAAAACUAUUUCUGGCUUAAGUGCAGAACUGCUGAUCUGAAAAGAUAUUGGUUGUCGAGGAAUGUCUCGGUUUCCCUUUUUACCCUUUCUUUCCCUUUAGAGUUGGAAGCUACAGCUGUAGCCAGAGAUGGUCCUGCAUGAAUGCAUGAAAUGUCUAACCACAAAUAAACUUGUUCUGAGUCCAUACAGAUGUGUUUUCUUUAAUCUGAAUUUAAAAAGAUGUUUGUAUCAUACAGUUUUGAAACGACGUUUUGUCCAUUAGGUGCAAAGGGUUUAUAUUACAUUAUAUGCAGAAUUGCAUUGAGAUGUAAAAACUUUAGGGGUUUGUUGGUUCAUUUGUUUUUAUCUGAAAUUGCUACUUUUUUCAAAAUGGGUACAGUGCUGAGGUACAACAAGCAUUUAUACUAUCUGUUGUUGCCUGAAUAACAACCACGGAGUGUUUUUGUAAUACCCGUGAGUAAUGCUACCCCAGACUUUUAGCUCUGUGGCAUGUUACUUUGGGGGAGGAAAAAAAUAACAUAAGAACCAUUGUCUGCUUGUAACCAAAGGGCAAAACUAUUAACAAAUGUACAGUUGCUGUUUCUUUCAUCCAAAGAAUAUUGAUACUGAAACUUGGAAUAGGGUGGGACAACAGGGAGAAUUUCAGUCUAAUUGCUGGUGUAAAUUUCAAAGAACUUACAUAGACCAAAAAAAAAUUCAGAUAACUGUAUCAAGAUUAUUUUUCUAAUAUACAGCAGCAUUCAUUUCAUUACAGCUCUGUUACAGCUGAAAAUCCUGUUUUAAGUCUCUGUUGUGUGUAAUUUCUACAUGUAAACAUUAAACUAGAUUGACGUGC
Molecule: messenger RNA, 2315 nt
Organism: Sphaerodactylus townsendi
Lineage: Eukaryota; Metazoa; Chordata; Lepidosauria; Squamata; Sphaerodactylidae
Gene: ID4
Product: inhibitor of DNA binding 4, HLH protein
Exons: 3
Coding region: 349-783 (144 amino acids)
Biological process (GO): circadian regulation of gene expression; cell differentiation; negative regulation of transcription by RNA polymerase II
Cellular component (GO): nucleus; cytoplasm
Molecular function (GO): protein dimerization activity; transcription regulator activity
Source: RefSeq, a predicted model, not a curated record